AUGGACAGUUCUCCUCCAAUGGCUAUUCCCCGCCCGCCAUCUCUGUUAGCCUGCAAGAAGGUGUCUGUUGCACUGCUGGCACUGGCGCUGGUGCCCUGCAGCCCCCAUCUGUCGACACAGACAGCCACUGACUUCGGGGCGAUCCGUGACCUUACGCCUCUCAUGAUGGUGCACGAUCGACAUACGGCAAUCACACCGGAGUUCACGACCUCGCCCAGUAUGCCAACGGGCCACAUCAUGCUUGCAGAGGCAUCACUUGAUGAACUCGAAGCGGCUUCUCAUGAAGUGCGCAUGGACAUCGCGAAGCGAAGUCAGAGUGACCGUGGGACCGGCAUCUCGUAUGAACGUCACGUCCGGAAUUACUUCUCCUGGUGGGCAACCUUUCAACUGCAAGAGACAGCCAAAGUCUCGGGUUGCAUUGCCAUCCCGGCAGAGCUGAUCACGGCCGCGAAGGCCGUCAUGUUUCUCCAAUAUGAAAGUACCCACCCAAAGAGGAAACAUGGCAGCGUGGAUGCGCAAGACAGGACAACCGUCUGGAAGUCUGUGAUAGCACAGGCAAUCUCAGCACUCGAGAGCCAUGGCAAGAACCGCGAACAUCUGCACAAGGAUGUGCCGGAUGCAAGGAUCAGCCUCCAUGCUGACCAGUGCAUCCACACCAUUGAAGAUGCCGCAAAGCACAACGAGCCUCUAAGAAUUGAGAGAGCUUAG
Sparassis crispa is the source of this 708-nucleotide messenger RNA. RefSeq lists its product as hypothetical. The coding region runs from base 1 to 708 and encodes 235 amino acids. The record is from RefSeq and is a predicted model, not a curated record. NCBI's taxonomy places the organism in Eukaryota, Fungi, Basidiomycota, Agaricomycetes, Polyporales, Sparassidaceae. The transcript is spliced from 3 exons.